AUGACCCAGACUCCUGAACCCCGGAUAUUCACCCACCGGUCUGUGUCCCCAUUGAAAAGCGCAAACGACACAUCCGGUCAUGAAAGAUUCCCUUCUUUUGAUCACAGCACCCCCCCAAACCUCCACCUCAACUCCUCCGUGGUCGCAGAAAGCCCUCAAGAGAUCACUCCGGCACCGCACCUCAAUGGCGAGUUUAAAUGGCCAGUCAGAAAGAUGAGUCAGAGGCUGCGUGAUGCUCGGCCUGCAGGAGUAUACACCCAUAGAUCCAAACGAAGUGUCAGCGAUGCAAUUCACAGAAUCCGAACAAGACAAGGGAGUGUCAGUGAAAAUGCGCAAGAACUAGCUGAGGCGCUGAAAGCUCCAGUUUCCUACAAACUGAUAGCACUAUGCAUCAUCUGGUACAUGACCUCUGCAUUGACAAACACGUCCUCGAAGUCGAUAUUGAACGCCUUUCCCAAACCAGCCACCCUCACAAUCCUCCAGUUCGCCUCAGUCUCCAUCUGGUGCUUGAUACUGACAGGAAUGUCAUCUAUUUUUCCAUCAAUAAAAAGAACCAUACCUGCGCUGAGGAAUGGCCUCCGCCGGCCCUCAUGGGACGUCAUGUACACGGCAUUUCCUCUUUCGAUUUUUCAGUUGCUCGGCCACCUCUUAAGUUCCUAUGCAACCUCCAAAAUCCCAGUCUCUCUGGUCCACACAAUUAAAGGGCUCUCACCACUAUUCACCGUGCUGGCGUAUCGAUUGGUGUUCCGCAUACGUUACAAGCGAGCCACCUAUCUGUCACUUGUCCCACUCACCGUUGGGGUCAUGUUGGCGUGUUCCACCGACUUUUCCACAAAUUUUUGGGGGAUCAGUGCUUCCUUGGUGGCAGCCAUUGUCUUUGUGACCCAGAAUAUAUUUUCGAAGAAGCUAUUCACCGAAUCAGCCCGCGCGGAAGCCGAAGGCCAAAUACAUCUCCCCCGCAAAUUGGACAAGCUCAAUCUCUUGUGCUAUUGCUCCGUCGGGGCUUUCAUGCUCUCGGCGCCAGUCUGGAUAUACACAGAAGGAUUGGAGAUUAUUCGAGAUGUAUGGAAGGAUGGCUCGAUUGAUCUUACGGAAAAGAGAGGAGCAAUGGAUCACGGGCAACUAGCUCUGGAAUUUGUCUUCAAUGGAGUCUUUCAUUUUUUCCAGAACAUCAUGGCAUUUGUCCUCCUCUCAAUGUUGUCACCAGUCUCGUACUCGGUGGCCUCAUUGAUCAAAAGGGUAUGGGUUAUCGUUGUCGCGAUUAUUUGGUUCCGGAGUUCGACCACGUCCAUCCAAGUCGUUGGCAUUGCGCUCACGUGUUUUGGUCUUUAUCUGUAUGAUCGGACUAGUAUGGAGGACGCUGCGGAAAGAAGGACUCGGGCCGAUCAUUUCCGUCACAAGCACACACCACUUCUACCUGUUGCCGAAGUGAAGACCCCAGGUCACCAUGACGGAUCCCAAAUGAACGAGGACUAUGUGAACGAGAUGUCAGACUCGCAUCCGAAGAGGGAUGAUAGCCAGGGUCGGCAACAAGACCCCAACUUCAUCUCUGGAUGGCUCCCACCUGGAACGAAACAAGAAAGUACUUGGGCCGCCGGGGAUAAAGGAGAAAAACAAUAA
Molecule: messenger RNA, 1620 nt
Organism: Cladophialophora psammophila CBS 110553
Lineage: Eukaryota; Fungi; Ascomycota; Eurotiomycetes; Chaetothyriales; Herpotrichiellaceae
Exons: 2
Coding region: 1-1620 (539 amino acids)
Biological process (GO): phosphoenolpyruvate transmembrane import into Golgi lumen
Cellular component (GO): endoplasmic reticulum; Golgi apparatus
Molecular function (GO): antiporter activity; phosphoenolpyruvate transmembrane transporter activity
Source: RefSeq, a predicted model, not a curated record